AUGUCAAGCUAUCAUGGCGUCUCGUCGAAGCCGCGAAAGGUCAAACCAAUCCUGAAGAAGUUCUCGCAGAGUGAAAAGAACUCGUUGGAUCUGGAUCGACCAGUGUCCGAGCAGGAUAGCUUCAGUAUUGGUGCAGGACCGUAUGAAUACACGUAUGGAACGGGCCCGCGAAGCUCUCACGAUAUCGUGUUUGCAAACGGAAGGAGGGGUUAUCAUAAUCGCUCGACCAGCGGGACUUCCCAAUUCUCGACGGCAACCACAGCCAGCGGUCAUCGAACCGGUUCCUUCGUGCAUCCCUUUCAGCAAACUCCACGACCAUUCACGCCCCCGCACUCCCUCGCAGCGUCAUAUCAAAACUCAUUACGUGAAAGUGAACACUCCAGUCCCACCUUGACUGAAGAUGAAGACCUCGUCCGUCGACCUCCCCUGAUACGCAAUUCCUCCUCAAACCGAUCCUCUUCACUAACCGGCAACGCGCCUGUCGUCACACACCAACCUUUACUCCGCUUGCAAACUAAGCAAUCGACGUCACGACUGGCACUUGCAACCUCAACCACCUCCCUAAACAACGUAUCUACGUUAAGUCCGGAUUACUCCUCACCUAUUGAAACCAUGUCGCCCUCGUCCCUCCGGACCUCGAUUGAUAAAGGCUUCCGCAUACGCAGCCAUUCGGGGGUCGAUUCACAUAUGCGCCAGGAAACGAUACAAGAGGCACGCCGGAAGUUUCAAGAAAAGGAACAAGCCAAGGAGGAAAAGGCUGCAAGAGAGGAAGUACGUGUUAUGGAGAAAAGAAAUCAAAAGGAGGCCAGAGAAAUGGAGAGAAGACAUCGCCGAUCUUCUGCAAGUGAGGGCACUCGAUCAAAGAGAUCCAAGUCCGAUCUGACUCUCACAGGUGGCAAUGAAAAGGUGGGCAAUAUGUUUGGUCGGGAUUACAAUAGUUUCCAUGGUCAAAACCCACCAUACAUGGCAGAAGGAUUGGAAGAUGCACCAAGACGUGCAAGAAAGGAGAGCACCAAAAAGAAGACACAUAGUGCCUGGACCAAACUGAUGAUGUGGCUACGAACCCGAUUCAUGAGAUUGGGUAGGAGUUAG
This is a messenger RNA of Hymenoscyphus albidus, 1092 nucleotides long. The record is from the annotation of a GenBank genome assembly. NCBI's taxonomy places the organism in Eukaryota, Fungi, Ascomycota, Leotiomycetes, Helotiales, Helotiaceae.